This is a messenger RNA of Symbiodinium pilosum, 334 nucleotides long. Lineage: Eukaryota; Dinophyceae; Suessiales; Symbiodiniaceae. The record is from the annotation of a GenBank genome assembly.
GUUCUUCCUCUACUCCCUGUAUGUGCAACAGCCUGCAGACGGUUACCUUGCCCUCAAAGGCUUUACCAAAGGCUUUGCCUGCGUCAAUGGGUUCAACCUUGGCCGUUUCUGGGAGGUGGGGCCGCAGCAGAGCUUGUACAUCCCCUACCCUGUCCUACGACGUGGCCGCAAUGAGGUUCUGAUCUUCGACAUUGAUAGCCCGGAGCUCUCCGAGGCCCAGUUACCGCCUGCUCCAAGGAUUGUGUCGGAAGCCAUCUGGUCGUCCGGUGUGCUCCCUCGGGGAGCCAAGGAAGCAGCAGUCACGGUGUCGGGCCUCUUCCGGAACUGGACCUGA